UCAACUGUCAACUAGCCUUCUUUUCCAACCAACCCUUCUGCCGAUGGUGUGGUCCCAGUUCUCUUCGAUUAAUAACUAAAUUUCUAAAUUUUUGUUAUUAAAAAUGGUAACAAGAGUUAUAACCAACAAUGUAUUCCUCAAAUACAAUUCAUUUCGAAUCAAUGCCAUCAGUGGUCUACAAAAAACAUACUGUUCACAUGCAAAAUACGCUGAACACAAACCACUCGAAAAAAUACGCAACAUUGGAAUAUCCGCUCAUAUUGACAGUGGCAAGACCACAUUAACCGAGCGAAUCCUCUUUUACACUGGUCGCAUUGCUCACAUGCACGAAGUUAGAGGCAAAGACAAUGUUGGAGCUACAAUGGAUUCCAUGGAAUUGGAAAGACAGCGAGGUAUCACAAUUCAAUCGGCAGCCACAUAUACAAUGUGGAAAGACAAUAACAUCAAUAUAAUUGAUACUCCUGGUCAUGUCGAUUUCACAGUCGAAGUUGAAAGAGCUCUUCGAGUUCUCGAUGGAGCUGUACUCGUUCUCUGCGCUGUUGGCGGAGUUCAGAGUCAGACUCUGACUGUCAAUCGUCAAAUGAAACGUUAUAACGUUCCUUGUUUAGCUUUUAUUAAUAAACUCGAUCGAUUAGGCUCAAACCCGUAUCGAGUUUUGUCUCAAAUGCGUUCGAAAAUGAAUCAUAACGCUGCUUUUAUUCAGCUUCCAAUUGGUUUGGAAUCAAAUUGCCAAGGAAUCAUUGAUUUAGUCGGUGAGAAGGCAAUUUAUUUCGAAGGUCCAACUGGAACUGAGUUGCGUUAUGAUGAGAUUCCUAAAGAUAUGGCGACUGAAGCCAACGAACGUCGACAAGAGUUGAUUGAACACUUGUCGAAUGUCGAUGACAAACUCGGGGAGUUGUUUCUCGAAGAGAAAACUCCAACUGAAGAUGAUAUUAAAGGUGCUUUGCGUCGGUCUUGUAUCAAGCGAACCUUUACUCCAGUUUUAGUUGGAACAGCUUUAAAAAACAAAGGUGUUCAACCUUUGUUAGAUGCAGUUAUUGAUUUCUUGCCUAAUCCAGGUGAGGUUGAGAAUCUUGCAUUGGUUGAAAAAGAAGGUGAAGAACCUGGCAAGAUUAUACUUAGUCCAGCGAGGGAUGGAAAAAGUCCAUUUGUUGGUUUGGCAUUCAAAUUGGAAGCAGGUCGAUUCGGCCAGUUGACCUACUUGAGAUGUUAUCAAGGAGUUUUAAAAAAAGGAGAUAGUAUCUUCAAUACUCGUACUAAACGUAAAGUGCGAAUUGCACGACUUGUACGAUUGCAUUCAAAUCAAAUGGAAGAUGUUAAUGAAGUUUAUGCUGGUGAUAUAUUUGCAUUGUUUGGUGUAGAUUGUGCUAGUGGUGAUACUUUUGUAACGGAUAUUAAAUUGAAUAUAUCAAUGGAAUCGAUGUUUGUACCGGAACCUGUUGUUUCGAUGGCUAUUAAACCAAAUAAUCCUAAAGAUAGAGAUAAUUUUGCUAAAGCUGUUGCAAGAUUUACGAAAGAAGAUCCUACUUUUACGUUUGCUUAUGAUCCGGAUGUUAAGGAGACACUGGUUUCGGGAAUGGGUGAACUUCACUUGGAGAUCUAUGCCCAACGAAUGGAACGAGAAUAUGGUUGUCCGGUAACUCUAGGCAAACCGAAAGUAGCAUUCCGUGAAACAUUAGUUGGUCCAUGUGAAUUUGAUUAUCUGCAUAAAAAACAAUCUGGAGGAUCAGGACAAUAUGCCCGCGUUAUUGGUAUCAUGGAACCACUUCCACCAGCAAAGAAUACACAAUUAGAAUUUGCUGACGAAACAGUUGGUACCAAUGUACCCAAGCAAUUUAUUCCUGGUGUGGAAAAGGGUUUCCGAGAAAUGUCUGAGAAGGGCAUGUUGAGUGGUCACAAGUUGGCAGGUAUUAAAUUUAGACUAACAGACGGUGGACAUCAUAUUGUUGAUUCAAGUGAAUUGGCAUUCAUGUUGGCUGCUCAUGGAGCCGUUAAAGAAGUGUUUGCAUCGGGUGCUUGGCAAAUUCUCGAACCAAUUAUGUUAGUUGAAGUUGCUGCCCCAGAAGAAUUCCAAGGAGCUGUUAUGGGACAAUUGAGCAAGAGACAUGGUAUUAUCACUGGUACAGACGGUGCUGAGGGUUGGUUUACUGUUUAUGCUGAGGUACCAUUAAAUGAUAUGUUUGGCUAUGCUGGUGAACUAAGAUCAAGUACACAAGGCAAAGGUGAAUUUACAAUGGAAUACAGCAGAUAUUCGCCUUGUCUACCCGAUGUUCAAGAACAACUUAUAAGACAGUAUCAGGACUCACAAGGCUUAAACGUUGAUAAGAAGAAAAAGAAAAACUAAAUAAAUAGCUAGAUAAAAAAAAAAUAUUUAUAAGAUUUUAAAAUAGUAUAAUAUUUGUUUGUUUUUUUUUUUUUCUUUUUUAAAACUGUGAUAACGAAUGUUUUACCAACGGAUGCCGAAUAAAUUUAUAACAAGUUGUUUUCA
This is a messenger RNA of Episyrphus balteatus (marmalade hoverfly), 2488 nucleotides long. RefSeq names its product elongation factor G, mitochondrial (gene mEFG1). Gene Ontology annotation, cellular component: mitochondrion. The record is from RefSeq and is a predicted model, not a curated record. Gene Ontology annotation, biological process: mitochondrial translational elongation. Lineage: Eukaryota; Metazoa; Arthropoda; Insecta; Diptera; Syrphidae. The coding region runs from base 104 to 2344 and encodes 746 amino acids. Gene Ontology annotation, molecular function: GTPase activity; GTP binding; translation elongation factor activity. The transcript has 4 exons.